AUUGCCUAUUUUUUUUAGCAUAUAUUGUAUUUAUAUUUGUUACCUUAUAAUAUUUAAUACUUGUUUGUCUUCUUUAUUAUUAUUAUUACUUUUUUUUUGAUAAUAUAACUAAUAUUUUAAUAUUUAAUGAGCAGUUUUGAAACAGCAAAUAAUAAUUUAAUGACAUUAAAUAAAGAGCCAUUCCCAACUCAACAAACAUCAUCAUCAUCAUCAUCUAACAUUGUGCCUGAUUCAAAGGAUAUUUCUAAACUUAUUUUAAGAUCUGCUUUACAAAGAGCAAAUAUGGCUGUUCAAUGUGAUUCGAUGAAUGAUGUUCCUGGUGCUAUACAUGCUUAUAAAGAGGCCAUCUCUUUGUUGGAACGUGUGCUAUCUAGUGUAAAAAAAGAAAGUGAACGUCAAAGAUUACAAACUAUUCAUGACUCAUAUUUAGAAAGAAUUAGGCUAUUAAGUUCAGUGAAUAAUGGUUUAGAACAAGACUCCAAAUCAAUAACAUCGUCAAUUAUCUCUAAUAAUUUAGCUAUUCGAAGAAUGGCAUCUUCAUCAUCUAUGAACAAAAAUGGACAUGACGCAUUCAGUAAUAAUAUAUCUAAAGUUUCUGUAUUUCAUCCACAAUCUUCUAAAAGUACGCCUAUUCGUCAACUUGUCAAGAAAAAGCUGAAUGAUACUCGAGAUGAAGAAGAAGAGGUGGAAGAGGAAGAGGAAGAGGAUAAGAAUAAAGUGGAUUAUCGAUCUUUAGAACAUCAGCAAAGCUCAGUUUUAUUAACUGGAAACCCCUCUUUAACGACCCCACUUCAUCCUAAUCGAUCAUCUAUUAGUUCAUCAGAUUCAUGUGUAUUUGAUUCAAUUAUAGAACAGCCAACAAUGACUUUACCCUCAUUAAAGAAAAAGGAAGUAGAAAUAGUAAAUGAUAAAAACAAGACUGAAGUUCGUACAAGUAGUUUACCGUUAAAAUUAACAUCUCCAAUCAUGCAAAGAUCUUCUUCUAUGAUAGCACCUGAACCUGUACCUUCAGUAUCAUCUCCUCAAGAGGAUAGUCUAUUGUCUACUUCACCUCCUCAUCAACUGACUCGAUCUGUCAUCGCUCGACCCUCUGUAGGUGGCAGUUUAGGGUCUAUGCGUAGAAAGGCAAUCAAUCGACUCUCGAUUGAAGGUUUCUCUAUGAGUCGUAACAAAGAUAAACUAUCGCAUUCACCGGGGAAUCACAGUCAUUACGGUUAUUUUAUUAAAGAUCAAAUUAAGCCAGUUACAACAAAUGAUAUAGAUUAUCUUGAAACAACUAAAAGGACUCUGUAUGAUGAUAAUCAAGAAGAAAAAGAAAAUGAUUCUCCAUUUGUGAACAAUGAGUUUACAAAUGUAGACAAUAAUCGAUUUGGAUUAUUAUUUGCUUUGGAAAAAAGUAUGUUGGAAGGUGCUUAUAUUACUCAAAAACUUUAUAUACCCAAAGCCUUAUGGCAACAACCUAAUAUACGACUUUCAUCCGUAGAUAUUAAAGUCUCUGCUUGUGAGACAUUAAUGAAUGAUAUUGCACGACUCGAAAAUUGGAAUUAUUUAAAUGAUUUAUCCAGUUCCAUAAAACUUUUAGAGCAAUUCGAACAUUCAAUUGAACAACUUCAGCUGAUAUUAUCCAAGAAAUUAAAAAGAGUAAGCUUAUCUGAAACUAAUAAUAAUGGAACAAAUCAUCAACAAAAUAGUGCUAUGAACAAUAACAGUAAUCGAGAUUCAAUAUCUGUUAUCAGUCGAAUCGAUACAGGAAAGAAAGCACAAUCAUUUAUGUCUUGGGGAACUAAACUAACAAAAUCAGUUGAAAGAAUGAAUGCAUUUAGUUUAACAAAAACUGAAGAUCAAUAUAAGAAUUAUAUCGAAGUAUUACAGAAGUGUUAUUAUCAUUAUUAAUGUAGAUAUUUAGAAAAUUGGUUAAAUUAUUAUGAUGGUGAAAGGAAAAGGUCUUUAAAGAGUCCACACUAUAAUGUAUUAAUCUUGAAAUUAAGUAAAAUAUGUGCCAUUAUCAAUCAUAUUGUAGGUAGUUUCAUUGUUAAAGAUAUCGCAGUAUUACUUGCCAAAUGGUUAAAACGAGGCGCUUCUUGGGUAAACGAAUAAAUCCAAUUAUCUUCUAAAAUAUUAAAUAAAGAAAUAAAAUAAAAUAAAAUUAUGGCCAAACAUCACAGUCAGCUUCUGUUAAAUUGAUAUCGAUCACUUCAGGUGGUGACUC
Molecule: messenger RNA, 2209 nt
Organism: Cokeromyces recurvatus
Lineage: Eukaryota; Fungi; Mucoromycota; Mucoromycetes; Mucorales; Mucoraceae
Exons: 5
Coding region: 127-1893 (588 amino acids)
Source: RefSeq, a predicted model, not a curated record